GAGCCAAGUUCUCUCACCGUGGCUAUAAAUCCACCAAAUGCAGGCAGCUGUGGGUGAGCCUGUGGACCUCACACAGCCCGUGAGGCAGAGCGAGGCCCGAGGAAAGAAGGGAGCACUGCAAGAUUCUGGACAGACGUUGAUGUGAAACUUUCGGAGGAUGCUCCUGCAGGGCAACCUGUCAGCUCCCAACGGCACAGGCUCUGAUCCAUCCGUGUUCUUCCUGACGGGAAUCCCAGAGCUGGAAGCUCUGCACCCCUGGAUCUCCAUCCCCUUCUGCUCGAUGUUCACCAUGGCCCUUCUAGGAAACUGCACGCUCUUGUAUGUUAUCAAGACAGAGCCCUCCCUGCACAAGCCCAUGUUCUAUUUCCUCGCCAUGCUGGCCGUCAUUGACCUGGUUUUAUCCACCACCACCGUGCCGAAAAUACUGACCAUCUUCUGGUUUAAUUCCAGGGAGAUCAGCUUUAAUGCCUGCCUGGUGCAGAUGUUUUUCCUUCACUCGUUCUCCACUCUGGAGUCUGCUCUGCUGCUGGCCAUGGCCUUCGACAGGUACGUGGCCAUCUGCAACCCCCUGCGGUACGCCACCAUCCUGACCAAUUCAGUGAUAGCAAAGAUCGGGCUGGCGGCUUUGGCCCGGGCUGUUCUCCUAGUGCUCCCUCUGCCCUUCCUCAUGAGGAGGCUGCCCUACUGCGGGUCCCACGUCAUCUCCCAUUGCUACUGUGAGCACAUGGCCGUGGUGAAGCUGGCCUGUGCUGACACCAGGUUCAAUAACAUCUAUGGGAUCAUCGUAACUGUCUUCAUCGUGGGGCUGGAUCUGAUGUUCAUCUCCCUAUUGUAUGUCAAGAUCCUAAGGGCUGUCUUAAGCCUGGCAUCCAAGGAAGAGCAGCUCAAGGCUUUCGGCACUUGUGUUUCCCACCUUUGUGCCAUCUUAGUAUUCUACAUCCCCGUGGUCCUCUCCUCAACAAUACACAGGUUCGGGCGCCAUGUCACCCCGUACAUACACAUCCUGCUGGCCAAUUUCUACCUCCUCUUUCCUCCCAUGAUGAACCCCAUUGUGUACGGUGUGAAAAGCAAACAGAUUCGUGACCGGGUGCGUCUCCUGUUCCGAGGGAAGAGCUUCUAGGGUGAGCAGGAGGGGGCUGCUGAGUGAUCAGGAAGCAGAGGAUGCAGGAGAGGUUUUCUGAGUAACUUAGACAGUAUGUUAGUGGGGGCUUUGUGUACGCUGGGAUGGGAACUGUAUCUGCCCCUGACGUUCCGUCCGCUCUGAGAUUCAGCAACACAGCAAGGGCCAUUUAGGCGCCAGAAUAAGUGCUGAGUGCUGGGCUCUUCUGUCCCAAACGGGCCACCAUUGCUGGGUGCCUUUAACUUUUUUUUUUUUUUUUUUUUGUAAAUCUGGCCUUAGUUGUGGUUUCUGAACAUUUCAGAGUCUAUCCCCAGUGGUUUAACCCUACCACACAGCAGCACAAUGCACCAGGUCAAGAGAGGGGGGCGAGGAAAGGUGUCAAAGAGCACUUCGAAACUCCCCAAAUCCUUACCAGAGUGAUCUGAGGCACAAAGUAUUCAAAGUUCACUUUCUGAUACUGACUAUAAAUAUGAAACAGAGUAGUGUGUGUGUGUGUGAAUAAAAUACUUGGGAAAAGUAUUGCUAUCACCUUGCUCUACUUUGCUAUCACCUUUGUUCCUGUUGCCUAAUAUAUGCUGGAUAUCAUAUAGAUCUAUAUCACAUUCAUAAUCUGUAUUUUCUGCACCAUAUAUAUAUAUAUACUAGUAGUACGCAUUAAGUACCAAUAGCAUUAACCACAAAUAUUGUAGCAAAAGAACUAGAUAAGUUUAAAAAAAAUAGAUAUGUUCAUGGAGGACAGGUCCAUCAGUGGCUAUUAGCCAGGAUGGACAGGGAUGGUGUCCCUAGGCUCUGUUUGCCAGAAGCUGGGAAUGGGCGGCAGGGGAUGGAUCACUUAGAAUCAUAGAAUAUUAGGGUUGGAAGAGACCUCAGGAGGUCCGUGACAUUAUUGACACCAACUGUGACAGUAUAGACCAUUGUUGCAACCAAGAUCCUGUAGUCACACCAAAUCUUGUACAAAGGAGGUCAAGUAAGGUGUCGAUGAGGAGGUUAUGAUUUGCUGGUUAUGUUUAUACUAUCUGGCUGCAUG
Messenger RNA from Chrysemys picta bellii (western painted turtle), 2147 nucleotides. Its product is annotated as olfactory receptor 52K1-like. The record is from RefSeq and is a predicted model, not a curated record. Gene Ontology annotation, molecular function: olfactory receptor activity; G protein-coupled receptor activity. Gene Ontology annotation, biological process: G protein-coupled receptor signaling pathway. Lineage: Eukaryota; Metazoa; Chordata; Testudines; Emydidae. Gene Ontology annotation, cellular component: plasma membrane.